AUGCCGCACCACAAACGCCAGCUCAGCGAUGCUGACCAGCAACGCCCCCAGCCCAGCUUUUCGGCCGCCGCCCUCACUCAGAUCGAUGCGGCUCUUCGUCAGGUUGGCUUCACCUUCGACGAUGGACUUGUGUUUGCCGAUCACGAGCACGCUGCUCUUCGUCUUCUUCACCUUGAUCCUCGCGAGCGCCCAUACGAUGCCUCGGAGAAGAACGUCGCCGUCAGACUUGCCAUGAUCUUUGAGGCCGCCCACAAAGUGGCUUCCGAGAACCCUGGAAUUGAUGCUCGGUCUCCUGAGUUCUGGCAACUGGCUAAGACCACUGCGCUGAAGGUUGACAAGACUUUCGAGGAUGCCCAUGAGUCUGACCUUGCCCUCUGCUACGUCAUCAUCACCAAGUUCCACGCUGCUUUGAACCGCUUCGGCCGUGAAGACUCUGAGACAGCUCAAAAGAUUCUGUCGCAGCCGCUCAUGGACACCCAGGAGGCCAAUGCAACUCACCGCCUCUACCUCGCCAUUGCCGACUAG
Messenger RNA from Colletotrichum aenigma, 525 nucleotides. RefSeq lists its product as uncharacterized. The transcript has a single exon. Bases 1 to 525 code for a protein of 174 amino acids. Lineage: Eukaryota; Fungi; Ascomycota; Sordariomycetes; Glomerellales; Glomerellaceae. The record is from RefSeq and is a predicted model, not a curated record.